AUGGUGGUUCGGUCGUCGACGCGCGUUCAGGAGGAGGGCAAGGAGGCGGCGGUGGCUGUGCCUAGCGAGGUUGCCGAGGCCAUCGCUAUGGUCCAGAGCGAUUCUCCGCUCGUGGCGGCCGAGGGCUUCUCAAAGCUCUCGCACGCCACGUUCAACAACCCGGUGGGGAAGGAAGCGGCAGGCGAAGCAGGAGCCAUCAAGGCAAUUGUGGACGCAAUGGAGCGCAACAUCUCCAACGGAACCGUUCAGGAAGACGGCUGCCAUGCACUGCGCAAUGUCGCAUUCCACUGCCUGCCUAACCUAGUGCUGGCUCGGGAACAAGGUGCGAUCGCUGCUGUACUCAAGGCAAUGGAGACGCACCCUGAGAACGAGGCCCUUCAAGCCGAGGGAUUAUGGGCUCUGCUAGUCUUCUGCUCCAACACGGGUAUGAUUUUACCACGAUGA
This is a messenger RNA of Phytophthora nicotianae INRA-310, 444 nucleotides long. RefSeq lists its product as hypothetical. The record is from RefSeq and is a predicted model, not a curated record. The transcript is spliced from 3 exons. Lineage: Eukaryota; Oomycota; Peronosporomycetes; Peronosporales; Peronosporaceae. The coding region runs from base 1 to 444 and encodes 147 amino acids. Gene Ontology annotation, molecular function: protein binding.